AUGCGGAUCAUCAUUGCCGUACUCCUACUCUUGGUUUAUUCUCAAUGUAUAUCUUCGAUGGGAAGACCAGAGAAUUAUUCAGAAAAUCGACCGAUACAUGGCCGAUGGAAUCGAAAACGCUAUCAACACUAUGAUCGAGAAUGUGAUGAGUACCAAACAGAACCGGAUUGCGAAGAAGAACUACCGGAUUGCGACGAAGAACUACCGGAUUGUGACGAAGAACUACCAGAAUGCGAAGAGGAACCAGAUGACUGUGACCCUAUUCCUCCAGAAUGCACUGAUCCCCCGAUUGAAGAAUGUACACCCGAACCCCCCUGUACGGAAGAACCACCAUGUGACACUUCAGAAGCUUCACCUACAACCGAAAGUCCCACCGAGACUCCAAUAAGUAUUAAACGACUCAAGUUACGCGUCGCUUAUUCCGACACUUCAGCUACAACUAUUUCCCCGAUUCCUACUGAGCCCCCCACAGCAACAACUGCAACGACAGUUGAAGGCACGUCGACAACAGCACAACCAAUAGCCACAGAUUCCACUCCUGCGCCGCCAGGAUCCACACCUGUAGUGACCGAUACAACACCAUGCACUACUUCUGAAGGAGCUUCGACCACACUAGUCACCGGACCAACAACGGAAGGACCAUCCACGACAGCCGGACCAUCCACAACAGCGGGACCAUCCACGACAGCGGGACCAUCAACAACUCCUGCGCCAGGAUCCACACCUGUAGUGACCGAUACAACACCAUGCACUACUUCUGAAGGACCUUCGACCACACCAGUCACCGAAACAACACCGGAAGGACCAUCAACAACAGCGGGACCAUCCACGACAGCCGGACCAUCCACAACAGCGGGACCAUCCACGACAGCGGGACCAUCCACAACAGCGGGACCAUCCACAACAGCGGGACCAUCAACAACUCCUGCGCCAGGAUCCACACCUGUAGUGACCGAUACAACACCAUGCACUACUUCUGAAGGACCUUCGACCACACCAGUCACCGAAACAACACCGGAAGGACCAUCAACAACAGCCGGACCAUCCACAACAGCGGGACCAUCCACGACAGCGGGACCAUCAACAACUCCUGCGCCAGGAUCCACACCUGUAGUGACCGAUACAACACCAUGCACUACUUCUGAAGGACCUUCGACCACACCAGUCACCGAAACAACACCGGAAGGACCAUCAACAACAGCGGGACCAUCCACGACAGCCGGACCAUCCACAACAGCGGGACCAUCCACGACAGCGGGACCAUCCACAACAGCGGGACCAUCCACAACAGCGGGACCAUCAACAACUCCUGCGCCAGGAUCCACACCUGUAGUGACCGAUACAACACCAUGCACUACUUCUGAAGGACCUUCGACCACACCAGUCACCGAAACAACACCGGAAGGACCAUCAACAACAGCCGGACCAUCCACAACAGCGGGACCAUACACGACAGCGGGACCAUCAACAACUCCUGCGCCAGGAUCCACACCUGUAGUGACCGAUACAACACCAUGCACUACUUCUGAAGGACCUUCGACCACACCAGUCACCGAAACAACACCGGAAGGACCAUCAACAACAGCGGGACCAUCCACGACAGCCGGACCAUCCACAACAGCGGGACCAUCCACGACAGCGGGACCAUCAACAACUCCUGCGCCAGGAUCCACACCUGUAGUGACCGAUACAACACCAUGCACUACUUCUGAAGGACCUUCGACCACACCAGUCACCGAAACAACACCGGAAGGACCAUCAACAACAGCGGGACCAUCCACGACAGCCGGACCAUCCACAACAGCGGGACCAUCCACGACAGCGGGACCAUCCACAACAGCGGGACCAUCCACAACAGCGGGACCAUCAACAACUCCUGCGCCAGGAUCCACACCUGUAGUGACCGAUACAACACCAUGCACUACUUCUGAAGGACCUUCGACCACACCAGUCACCGAAACAACACCGGAAGGACCAUCAACAACAGCCGGACCAUCCACGACAGCCGGACCAUCUACAACAGCGGGACCAUCCACGACAGCCGGACCAUCCACAACAGCCGGACCAUCCACAACAGCGGGACUAUCAACAACUCCUGCGCCAGGAUCCACACCUGUAGUGACCGAUACAACACCAUGCACUACUUCUGAAGGACCUUCGACCACACCAGUCACCGAAACAACACCGGAAGGACCAUCAACAACAGCCGGGCCAUCCACAACAGCGGGACCAUCCACAACAGCGGGACCAUCCGCAACAGCGGGACCAUCCACGACAGCGGGACCAUCAACAACUCCUGCGCCAGGAUCCACACCUGUAGUGACCGAUACAACACCAUGCACUACUUCUGAAGGACCUUCGACCACACCAGUCACCGAAACAACACCGGAAGGACCAUCAACAACAGCCGGACCAUCCACAACAGCGGGACCAUCCACAACUCCUGCGCCAGGAUCCACACCUGUAGUGACCGAUACAACACCAUGCACUACUUCUGAAGGACCUUCGACCACACUAGUAACCGAAACAACAGCCGGACCAUCCACAACAGCGGGACCAUCAACAACUCCAUUCACCGGACCAACAACAGCCGGACCAUCCACAACAGCGGGACCAUCCACGACAGCCGGACCAUCCACAACUCCAUUCACUGGUUCUACAACGGAAGGACCAUCCACAACAGCGGGACCAUCCACAACAGCGGGACCAUCCACGACAGCGGGACCAUCAACAACUCCAUUCACCGGACCAACGACAGCCGGACCAUCCACAACAGCGGGACCAUCCACAACUCCAUUCACUGGUUCUACAACGGAAGGACCAUCCACAACAGCGGGACCAUCCACGACAGCGGGACCAUCAAUAACUCCUGCGCCAGGAUCCACACCUGUAGUGACCGAUACAACACCAUGCACUACUUCUGAAGGACCUUCGACCACACCAGUCACCGAAACAACACCGGAAGGACCAUCAACAACAGCGGGACCAUCCACGACAGCCGGACCAUCCACAACAGCGGGACCAUCCACGACAGCCGGACCAUCCACAACAGCCGGACCAUCCACAACAGCGGGACUAUCAACAACUCCUGCGCCAGGAUCCACACCUGUAGUGACCGAUACAACACCAUGCACUACUUCUGAAGGACCUUCGACCACACCAGUCACCGAAACAACACCGGAAGGACCAACAACAACAGCCGGACCAUCCACAACAGCGGGACCAUCCACAACAGCGGGACCAUCCACGACAGCCGGACCAUCCACAACAGCGGGACCAUCCACAACAGCGGGACUAUCAACAACUCCUGCGCCAGGAUCCACACCUGUAGUGACCGAUACAACACCAUGCACUACUUCUGAAGGACCUUCGACCACAUCAGUCACCGAAACAACACCGGAAGGACCAUCAACAACAGCGGGACCAUCCACGACAGCCGGACCAUCCACAACAGCGGGACCAUCCACGACAGCCGGACCAUCCACAACAGCGGGACCAUCCACAACAGCGGGACUAUCAACAACUCCUGCGCCAGGAUCCACACCUGUAGUGACCGAUACAACACCAUGCACUACUUCUGAAGGACCUUCGACCACAUCAGUCACCGAAACAACACCGGAAGGACCAUCAACAACAGCCGGACCAUCCACGACAGCCGGACCAUCCACAACAGCGGGACCAUCCACGACAGCCGGACCAUCCACAACAGCCGGACCAUCCACAACAGCGGGACUAUCAACAACUCCUGCGCUAGGAUCCACACCUGUAGUGACCGAUACAACACCAUGCACUACUUCUGAAGGACCUUCGACCACACCAGUCACCGAAACAACACCGGAAGGACCAUCAACAACAGCCGGACCAUCCACAACAGCGGGACCAUCCACAACAGCGGGACCAUCCACAACAGCGGGACCAUCAACAACUCCUGCGCCAGGAUCCACACCUGUAGUGACCGAUACAACACCAUGCACUACUUCUGAAGGACCUUCGACCACACCAGUCACCGAAACAACACCGGAAGGACCAUCAACAACAGCGGGACCAUCCACGACAGCCGGACCAUCCACAACAGCGGGACCAUCCACGACAGCGGGACCAUCCACAACAGCGGGACCAUCCACAACAGCGGGACCAUCAACAACUCCUGCGCCAGGAUCCACACCUGUAGUGACCGAUACAACACCAUGCACUACUUCUGAAGGACCUUCGACCACACCAGUCACCGAAACAACACCGGAAGGACCAUCAACAACAGCCGGACCAUCCACAACAGCGGGACCAUCCACGACAGCGGGACCAUCAACAACUCCUGCGCCAGGAUCCACACCUGUAGUGACCGAUACAACACCAUGCACUACUUCUGAAGGACCUUCGACCACAUCAGUCACCGAAACAACACCGGAAGGACCAUCAACAACAGCCGGACCAUCCACGACAGCCGGACCAUCCACAACAGCGGGACCAUCCACGACAGCCGGACCAUCCACAACAGCGGGACCAUCCACAACAGCGGGACCAUCAACAACUCCUGCGCCAGGAUCCACACCUGUAGUGACCGAUACAACACCAUGCACUACUUCUGAUGUCACCCCAACACCAGCAGUCACUCCAGGAACCACACCAGCUGGCACACCAGGUACAACACCUGCUGGCACACCAGGAACGACACCAGCUGGCACACCAGGUACUACUCCAGAGGAAACCCCAGAAACCACACCAGCAGUCACUCCAGGAACAACACCAGCUGGCACACCAGGAACGACACCAGCUGGCACACCAGGUACUACUCCAGAGGAAACCCCAGGAACCACACCAGCAGUCACUCCAGGAACCACACCAGCUGGCACACCAGGUACAACACCUGCUGGCACACCAGGAACGACACCAGCUGGCACACCAGGUACUACUCCAGAGGAAACCCCAGGAACCACACCAGCAGUCACUCCAGGAACCACACCAGCAGUCACUCCAGGUACAACACCAGCUGGCACACCAGGAACGACACCAACUGGCACACCAGGUACUACUCCAGAGGAAACCCCAGAAACCACACCAGCAGUCACUCCAGGAACAACACCAGCUGGCACACCAGGAACGACACCAGCUGGCACACCAGGUACUACUCCAGAGGAAACCCCAGGAACCACACCAGCAGUCACACCAGGAACGACACCAGCUGGCACACCAGGUACUACUCCAGAGGAAACCCCAGGAACCACACCAGCAGUCACUCCAGGAACAACACCAGCUGGCACACCAGGAACGACACCAGCUGGCACACCAGGUACUACUCCAGAAGAAACCCCAGGAACCACACCAGCAGUCACUCCAGGAACAACACCAGCUGGCACACCAGGAACGACACCAGCUGGCACACCAGGUACUACUCCAGAGGAAACCCCAGGAACCACACCAGCAGUCACUCCAGGAACAACACUAGCUGGCACACCAGGUACUACUCCAGAGGAAACCCCAGGAACCACACCAGCAGUCACACCAGGAACGACACCAGCUGGCACACCAGGUACUACUCCAGAAGAAACCCCAGGAACCACACCAGCAGUCACACCAGGAACGACAACAGCUGGCACACCAGGUACAACUCCAGCUGGCACACCAGGAACAACUCCAGACGAAACCCCAGGAACCACACCAGCAGUCACACCAGGAACGACACCAGCUGGCACACCAGGUACUACUCCAGAAGAAACCCCAGGAACCACACCAGCAGUCACACCAGGAACGACACCAGCUGGCACACCAGGUACAACUCCAGCUGGCACACCAGGAACAACUCCAGACGAAACCCCAGGAACCACACCAGCAGUCACACCAGGAACGACACCAGCUGGCACACCAGGUACUACUCCAGAGGAAACCCCAGGAACCACACCAGCAGUCACACCAGGAACGACACCAGCUGGCACACCAGGUACUACUCCAGAGGAAACCCCAGGAACCACACCAGCAGUCACACCAGGAACGACACCAGCUGGCACACCAGGUACUACUCCAGAAGAAACCCCAGGAACCACACCAGCAGUCACACCAGGAACGACAACAGCUGGCACACCAGGUACAACUCCAGCUGGCACACCAGGAACAACUCCAGACGAAACCACAGGAACCACACCAGCAGUCACACCAGGAACGACACCAGCUGGCACACCAGGAACAACACCAGCUGGCACACCAGGUACAACACCAGCUGGCACACCAGGUACAACACCAGCUGGCACACCAGGAACAACUCCAGACGAAACCCCAGGAACCACACCAGCAGUCACACCAGGAACGACACCAGCUGGCACACCAGGUACAACUCCAGCUGGCACACCAGGAACAACUCCAGACGAAACCCCAGGAACCACACCAGCAGUCACACCAGGAACGACACCAGCUGGCACACCAGGUACAACUCCAGCUGGCACACCAGGAACAACUCCAGACGAAACCCCAGGAACCACACCAGCAGUCACACCAGGAACGACACCAGCUGGCACACCAGGUACAACUCCAGCUGGCACACCAGGAACAACUCCAGACGAAACCCCAGGAACCACACCAGCAGUCACACCAGGAACGACACCAGCUGGCACACCAGGUACUACUCCAGAGGAAACCCCAGGAACAACUCCAGACGAAACCCCAGGAACCACACCAGCAGUCACUCCAGGAACAACACCAGCUGGCACACCAGGUACUACUCCAGAGGAAACCCCAGGAACCACACCAGCAGUCACACCAGGAACGACACCAGCUGGCACACCAGGUACUACUCCAGAGGAAACCCCAGGAACCACACCAGCAGUCACUCCAGGAACAACACCAGCUGGCACACCAGGAACGACACCAGCUGGCACACCAGGUACUACUCCAGAAGAAACCCCAGGAACCACACCAGCAGUCACUCCAGGAACAACACCAGCUGGCACACCAGGAACGACACCAGCUGGCACACCAGGUACUACUCCAGAGGAAACCCCAGGAACCACACCAGCAGUCACUCCAGGUACAACACCAGCUGGCACACCAGGUACUACUCCAGAGGAAACCCCAGGAACCACACCAGCAGUCACUCCAGGUACAACACCAGCUGGCACACCAGGUACUACUCCAGAGGAAACCCCAGGAACCACACCAGCUGGCACACCAGGAACCACACCAGCUGGCACACCAGGAACGACACCAGCUGGCACACCAGGUACUACUCCAGAGGAAACCCCAGGAACCACACCAGCAGUCACUCCAGGAACCACACCAGCUGGCACACCAGGUACUACUCCAGAGGAAACCCCAGGAACCACACCAGCAGUCACUCCAGGAACCACACCAGCUCUCACACCAGAAACCACACCCGCCGAUCCGCAAGCAGUUGAAGGAAUUUUACUUUGUGAUGAUGCUCCAGCUUCCGGAGUACUAGUUAAACUCUAUGAUCAUGAUACAAUUUCGCCUGAUGAAUUGAUGGACUCCGCCAAAACCGAUUCUAACGGCCAUUUCAAGCUUGAAGGUCAUGUUGAUGAGAUCUCUGGAAUUGAUCCUAAGAUCAACAUUUACCACGAUUGCAAUGAUAAAAUAUUGCCAUGCCAACGACGCCUGACAAUUUUUGUUCCAAGUGAUUAUGUCUCCAGCACAAAACAAUCUUACAAGGUGUUCAAUAUUGGAAAAGUGCAACUAGCUGGCAAAUAUGUGGGAGAAAGCCGAGACUGCAUUCAUUAG
Messenger RNA from Caenorhabditis bovis, 7722 nucleotides. Lineage: Eukaryota; Metazoa; Nematoda; Chromadorea; Rhabditida; Rhabditidae. The record is from the annotation of a GenBank genome assembly.